Molecule: messenger RNA, 660 nt
Organism: Tarenaya hassleriana
Lineage: Eukaryota; Viridiplantae; Streptophyta; Magnoliopsida; Brassicales; Cleomaceae
Exons: 3
Coding region: 185-442 (85 amino acids)
Source: RefSeq, a predicted model, not a curated record
ACACACACAUAUGAGAUUGCCGAAUUUAUAAAUGCAGAUAUUGCAGCAUAUAUAGAGAUAUAAACCGAGCACUUGGGUUUUUCUCUUUCUUCUCGUACAUUCAAAACAAGUGAAAGAGCACAUUAUAGCUUAAAGAGCAAACCAUCAUCAUCAUCGUCAUCGUCAUCAAGAGCUCAAACGAAAAAUGGGUUUGAUGAAGAAACUGAGUUUCAUCCUUCUUCUUGUUUCAGCUUCAGCUUUCUCUCUCUCUUUUGCAGGCCGACCAACCAUGUCGAUCCAUAAACCAAUUGAGGAAACAGAAUCGUUGACUUAUCGUCAUCAAGAGGUUGAUGAUGAAACAAGCAUACACGAGAGGCUGCUUAGAAUGAACACAAGGGAUUAUGGAAGCUACAGUCCAUCGCCAAGACUCGUCAGGCCUCCUUUCAAGCUUAUUCCAAACUGAUCUUUGAAAUUCCAUCUACAUAUAUACAUAUAUAUAUAUAUAUAUAUAUAUAUAUCGGUGGAUUAUAUUAUACUAUGUCCAUCCUAAAAAGCUUCCGAUAUAUGGUGAGAUUAUAUAUGUAGUAUAUAUAUAUAGGUAAAUAAAAGGAAGCGAAUGUUGCUAUGUAUAAAUUUUGUCAUAUAUGCAUAUAUGCGACUGCCCAUGUUAUUAUGUGUUUA